This is a messenger RNA of Grosmannia clavigera kw1407, 2535 nucleotides long. Its product is annotated as major facilitator superfamily transporter glucose. Lineage: Eukaryota; Fungi; Ascomycota; Sordariomycetes; Ophiostomatales; Ophiostomataceae. Gene Ontology annotation, cellular component: membrane. The transcript has 6 exons. Gene Ontology annotation, biological process: transmembrane transport. The record is from RefSeq and is a predicted model, not a curated record. Bases 1 to 2535 code for a protein of 844 amino acids. Gene Ontology annotation, molecular function: transmembrane transporter activity.
AUGGAAGUGGAGCGCCAAGCUCCCAAUGCGGUCGAUGGACAAGAUGAGGACCGAUUGGCCAGUUUUGGUUUCAAGCAAGAACUUCGUCGUGAUUGGGGACUUCUCCACAACUUCGGCGUUUCCUUCUCCAUUAUUAGUGUGAUUACUGGUAUCACGACUCUGUUUUCUUAUGGCUUGACUGUGGGAGGGCCAGGAGUAAUGUCUGUUGGUUGGAUCGUUGUGUCGUUUUUCACAAUGGCGGUUGCCACUGCUAUGGCUGAAGUUGUCUCUGCUAUUCCAACAAGUGGCGGACCUUACUUUUGGGCUGCAAUAUUGGCGCCGCCUCGGUGGUCUGCCUUUGCUGCCUGGCUUACGGGCUGGUUCAACCUACUGGGCCAGGUAGCGGUGACCACGGGAAUCUCUUUCGGUCUGGCUGGCCUUAUUGCCACAGCAGUGACCGUCAAAAACACCGAUUACACCCCGAAGGCGUCACAUACUAUCGGAAUCUACGCCGCCAUACUCGUCUCUCAUGGCCUGGUGAAUACGUUUGGAGUGCACGUGCUCAAAUAUCUCAACAAUGUCUCAAUCAUUCUGCAUUCUGUAGGCGUCACUGCCCUUUGCAUUGCCGUCCUUGCGAAGGCCCCGAUACACCAAACGGGAAAAUUUGUCUUCCAGACAUUUAGUGACGGAACAGGUCUUGACGGCAUCGGUUGGAGCAUCCGAGCCAGCCCAGCUUACGUUGCUAUGUGCGGGGCCUUGCUCUCUCAAUAUACUCUUACAGGUUUUGAUGCAUCGGCACAUCUCAGUGAAGAGACCAGAAAUGCUUCCUGGAGUGCUCCUAUUGGGGUUGUCUCCAGUGUUGGAUUCAGCGCUGUUUUCGGUUUCUUUGUGCUUAUGUCUUUCCUCUUCUCAAUCCAAGACUUUGAGAGCACAGUGUCUAGUACCUAUGACCAGCCUAUUCUUCAGAUUCUCGUCGAUAUUUUUGGCGAGUCGGGAGCUCUUGUGCUGUUCUGCCUCAUCAUGAUUUGUGUCUGGCACUGUGGCCUCUUUAGCAUGACGAGCAAUAGCCGCAUGAUGUUUUCCUUUGCCCGUGACGGUGGUAUUGCGGAGCUCAAUGCACCACAAGAUGUUAUCACCUGCCGCGACGAUGAUACACGACCGCCCUUACGAUCCUUUUCCAUACGAUCUUCACACCAGUAUCACGCGACCUCGGGCCUUACUCAAUGUAUUCCCAUGAGCGAGGCUACAUUUGCGACUGUGUCGUCUGUGUUCACCAUCGGUGGAUUGGUUGGUGCCCUAGCAGCAGGACCUCUCAGUAGCCAUUACGGCCGACUUCUUCCCAUGCGAAUGACAGCCAUUGUUUUCCUUCUUGGUUCGAUAUUGGAAACAUUAGCUAUAUCAGCCCCGACUUUGGCUGUUGGUCGAGUCUUUAACGGAAUCGGUGCAGGAGCUUCAACGGUCAUUGUACCUCUAUACAUCAGCGAGAUGGCACCCAUUAAGUCGCGCGGUUUUUUUGGAGCAUUUACACAAAUAACAGUCAACAUCGGCAUUUUAUUCACUCAAGUGCUGGGAUAUUUUUUCAGCCACGGAAUCGCUUGGAGAUGGAUUCUUGGAACGGGAAUUCUUGUUGCCUUUAUUCACAAUAUUGGCCUCCUACUUUUGCCGGAAAGUCCUGCCUGGAUCGCGUCCCAUCGGGGCGAUUUUACCCGAGCUAGGAGAAUUCUUCAACGGAUACGUGGCAAUGACGCAAAUUUGGACGACGAAGUGGCCAGUUGGCAAGUGAGUAAUGGGACGAUAGACUCCCAGCCUGCAGAGGAGCAGGGCUUACUAGACCACGAUGCCACCGAAAUCGUUGCCGCGGCUCCAAAGACGGCAGGAAGCAGCAGCAAAUCUCGAGCCACAGUGGGAUUUAUACAGGUUCUUCGAGAUCCGAUUUACCGCCCUGCCAUCGUUUCUGUCAUAGGAGUUAUGUUUGCUCAACAGACCUGCGGCAUCAACUCUGUCAUAAUGUAUUCCGUUUCACUUUUAAGGGGUAUACUCCCUCUGAGCUCCGCUCUCCUCACUGUUAUCAUCUCUGCUGUCAACCUCAUUACGACUGUAUCAUGUGCCCCGCUUCCCGACCGAUAUGGUCGUAAAACUUGCAUCCUCAUGUCUAUCGUUGGCCAGGGCACGAGCGCACUUGCUCUAGCGCUAUCCAUCGUGUUUGAAGUUAAGCUUUUGUCUGCCAUUUCUGUCCUUGCUUUUGUUGCCUUCUUCGCUGUUGGUCUGGGACCGGUGCCCUUCAUCUUGGCAUCGGAAUUGGUCGGUCCUGAAGCUGUUGGUGCCACCCAAUCUUGGGCAUUGGGUGCGAACUACGUGGCUACUUUCCUCGUCGCUCAGUUCUUUCCACUCGUCAACACGGCGUUGAAUACUUACUUUGGUGGUGCCGGCUGGGUAUAUUUUCUGUUUUCCACUUUUGCCGUCAUGUCAGCACUAUUUGUCUUCUUCUAUGUUCCCGAGACGAACGGUAAGAAGGACGCUGAUGAAGUAUGGGGGAGAGGGAGGCAUAUUGACUAA